CAGCGUGUCCCUUCAUCAUUACACUUAUUCUACGGCCAUGUCUUCACCCGGACAACUCCCUCCUGGCUGGAUCGCAGAAUGGAAUGAAGCGAACCAGCGAUACCUUUUCGUCGAGACGGCAUCCGGCCAUACACAAUGGGAAGAGCCAACUGGUGCUCCUCAAUCUCAAGGGCCUCCCGAAGCGAGCGUGCCGACUGCCGCGACACAUGGACACGGAAAACGACGCCAGUAUGCUGCAGGUCAGACUCAGGCGUACUAUAGUACCGACCAGCUCAGUACCGCGGGUGCCGGAUACUACAGCGGCGCGAGCAACGAGAGCACUUUGGUCAGCCAGGAAGCCGGCGGGCAGCUCUUCACACCCGGUCUUGCUGGGGAGGGACAGUUCCAGUCGCAGCAACAGGCCCCCGGCCAGCCCCAAUAUUUCCAGCCCGAUCAGGGUGCGGGAUACGCGCAACAGCCUAUGGGAUAUGGACAGCAGCAGCAGCCUGCUUACGGGCAACAGCAGCCACCUGCCUUUGGCAAGAGCCCGAUGGACAACCUCACCAACCAAUUUGGCUCGAUGGGAAUGGGUGGACAGAAGCAGUUCCAACUGAACACGGUCAAUCUCCUCACCUCUCCUCCGGAUCCACGAGACCUGCACGUACCACCCCCUGAGAUUCGUCUCCCGCCCGGCUCCAGUCUGUCGCCUGCCCCGACUGCCGUUGCCGACUAUUCGUACCAGCGCCUCACCAUGAACGCGGUCCCCACGACAUCCUCGUUACUAGGAAAGUCCAAGGUCCCUCUCGCAUUGGUCAUCACUCCCUACCGCACACUGGACGAGGGCGAUGAAGCCAUCCCCCUUGUUUCUGAUGUCAUUGCUCGGUGCCGGCGCUGCCGUAUGUAUAUCAACCCAUAUGUCCAGUUCAUCGAUGGGGGCAACCGCUGGCGUUGCUGCAUGUGCAAUAUGUCCAAUGAGGUCCCGCAGACGUUCGAUUGGGAUCAAGCUCGCGGGCAGCCUGGUGAUCGUUGGCAACGAGCUGAAUUGAACCACUCAGUCGUGGAGUUUGUUGCGCCGACGGAAUACAUGGUCCGUGCACCCCAGCCGGCGGUGUACGUAUUCCUCAUCGACGUCAGCCACUCUGCGGUUCAAUCCGGAAUGGUGGCAACGGCAACUCGCGCUCUCCUGGAAAACCUGGAUCGAAUCCCGAAUGAUGAGAACAUGACGAAGAUUGGUAUUAUCUGCUACGACGUGUCUCUCUACUUUUUCUCUAUGGUCCCGGGCAGCACAGAAUCUAGCAUGUUGGUUGUGUCGGAUGUUGAUGACGUCUUCCUCCCUAAGCCAACUGACCUCUUGGUGAACCUGACCGAGGCACGCCCUGCAUUGGAAGCUCUGUUGGGUACCAUUGGGGACAUGUUCAAGGACAACAACAUCAUCGGGAGUGCUUUGGGCCCUGCUUUGCAAGCUGGUUCGAAGCUUAUGGCUCCGAUCGGCGGUAAAAUCUUGGCGCUCGCUUCCAGCCUUCCAUCUGUCGGCGAAGGAGCUCUGAAGAAUCGUGAAGAUCCCAAAAUCCUAGGAACGAGCAAGGAGUCGUCACUGCUGCAGGCCGCCAACUCGUUCUACAAAACGUUUGCGAUUGAUUGCUCAAGAGCACAGGUCACGGUGGAUAUGUUCCUGUUCAGUGCUGGAUACCAGGACGUUGCGACACUAGCCAAUCUGCCGCAUUACACGACCGGUAACACCUACUAUUACCCGGCUUUCAACGCCGCACGAUCGGAGGACGCGAUCAAGUUCGCUCACGAGUUUGGAGAGGUUGUGGCCAUGCCUAUCAUGCUGGAGUGCAUCACCCGUGUCCGUGCAUCUAGGGGCCUUCGGAUGGCAUCGUUCCACGGCAACUUUUUCGUCCGAUCGACAGAUCUGUUGGCGAUGCCGACCGUCCCUCAGAACCAGUCGUAUGCCAUCGAGGUGGAGAUCGAGGACACGUUGACGACUCCGUUCGUGGUGCUCCAGACUGGCAUGCUCCACACAACAUGCUUUGGCGAGAGACGACUGCGUGUGGUGACCACUGCCUACCCUACGACCAGCAACCUUUCCGAGGUGUUCGCUUCCGUGGACCAGAUCGCGGUCGCGACUUUGUUGGCGAACAAAGCAGUGGAGCGUUCUUUGUCGUACAAGCUGGAGGAUGCUCGUGACUACAUCUUCAAGAGACUGGUCGACAUCUUGAUUGCUUACAAGAGCAGUAUGACGGCUGCUGGAGCUGGAGCCAGUGCCCAGCUUGCGAUUGCGGAGAACACCAAGAUGUUGCCGGUGCUGGUCCUCGGCUUGCUCAAAAAUGUCGGCAUCCGGCAAAGUGCUCAAGUCCCGCCGGACAUCAGGGCUUACUCCCAAUCGCUGCUCACGUCGCUGCCGUCUCAGCUCCUGGUUCCGUACCUUUAUCCUUGCUUCUAUUCUCUGCACACGAUGCCGCCCGAGGCUGGCACCGUGGGCGAACAGGGUGUGAUUAUGCCUCCGGCCCUGCCUUUGACUUCGGAGAGAUUAGAACGGCAUGGUCUUUUCCUGAUUGAGGACGGGCAGGUUAUCUUCCUGUGGGUGGGACGAGAUGCCGUGCCCCAAUUGAUCAUGGAUGUAUUUGAUCUGCCGAAUUACGACAGUCUUCGGGGUGGGAAGACGACGCUGCCGCUGUUAGACAACCCGUUCUCGCAGCGGGUGAAUGCUGUGAUCCAGAAGACGCGUGAGAUGCGGCGUGGGGUGUUCUACCCUCAUCUGUACGUCGUCAAGGAAGAUGGCGAGCCGCCUCUGCGUCUGUGGGCUCUUAGCUCGCUCAUCCAAGACCGCGCGGAUGUGCUUCCAAGCUACCAACAAUUCAUCAACCAGCUCAAGGACAAGGUAAAUGGGGUGAACUAUUGAGCACAUUUUUACUGUAAAACUAUAUAUUUCAUUAUGGAGCGAAGGAAAUUAGCAUUGGGUGUGACGUUACCAUUACAGUACGCAGAACGCAGUUCCUUUGGACGUGGCACACGGCUCGGUGUGUCCGGCAGCGAAAUUGAGCAGCCGGGCAAGCACUGAAGACAAGCUGACUAGGCGAGACGCAGAGAAUGAUCACGAGACGGCAGCGUACCUUCAAAGUACGGCAGUUUGGGAUUGCCCUCCGCGUCGAAGAGAGUUCCCAUGUGCUGCAGCAGCCAGUUCAGGAGAAGGAUAGGAUGCAGACCGCGUCAUUGGCGUACCACACCCGUGUUGAAAGCGUUCAGCCACGAUUCGUCGUCCUGUCGAUUCAAGUCAGCCGGUGUCGAUUCCUAUGAGUUGGAUGUUAUGAACGCGAUUGUCCCAGACAAGAAACUCGUUGCAGUUUGAGCUGUAGAGACAAGAAUCGAGAAUGUCUCCAAAGAUGGAAGCCUGCCACCGCAGGCUUUCGGUCGUGUUGUCAGGAAGCCAGACGUCCAUUUCCGUGAUCGCGCCCGUGAGGCCCAUGUUCUACGUCCAGGAAACAUCAGCAGGAGAACCACGUUGAAUUUCGACGAUCAUCAAGCCAACCUUGAGACGGUCCAUAGUAAAGUGGGCCGAUUCCUUUGACGGGAAGGCCUGUGGAUUUGCGCUGUAAUGGGAUUGGAUGCCGAUUCCGUCGAUGGGCGCUUUGGCGGCUUGCAGCUGCGAUAUCAGUUUGAAGGCGCAUUCGGUUUUGGCUUGCGACGGAAAGUCUCCACCGCUGGGAGAGUCAGUGGAUCACAGUCUUCGAAGGCGAGGGGAGAAGGUAUAUUACACUAUUA
Molecule: messenger RNA, 3744 nt
Organism: Mycena citricolor
Lineage: Eukaryota; Fungi; Basidiomycota; Agaricomycetes; Agaricales; Mycenaceae
Source: the annotation of a GenBank genome assembly